Molecule: messenger RNA, 2647 nt
Organism: Aspergillus melleus
Lineage: Eukaryota; Fungi; Ascomycota; Eurotiomycetes; Eurotiales; Aspergillaceae
Exons: 1
Coding region: 350-2647 (765 amino acids)
Source: RefSeq, a predicted model, not a curated record
UCAGUUGAUUUUCAUUGGCGUAGGCCCUCGUCGGCGUAGACCCUUCGUCGGCGUAGGCCCUCGUUGGCGUAGACCCUCGUCGGCGUAGGCCCUCAGUUGAUUUUCAUUGGCGUAAGCCCUUGUCGGCGUAGGCCUUCGUUAGUGCAGGUCAAUAUAAGGGCCUACACUAUACUUACUUGGGGUGUAUGAGGGUAUAAUGCCAAGCCCGGAGGGUAGAACACACAAUAAUACGGAAGAAUAAUUUGACCGAUCGCCGACUAUUUGCUGACGUACGCCCCCUUUCAGCGGGCCCUAUCCCCACCUAAAACAUCAAUGGUUGUACACUAUUCUUCGUCCUGCUAUAGAGCUGAUGGCUAACAGCAGCUCCCCAGACUACAAAGCACUCUUCUUAAGAGCGGAGGAAGAACGGAAGUGGGCCGAGGAGGAGCGAAGACGUGAAGCAGAGUUGAGGGGACAAGCAGAAGAACGCCAGCGACAAGCAGAGGAAAGCCAGCGACAAGCAGAGGAAAGCCAGCGACAGGCAGAGGAAAGCCAGCGACAGGCAGAGGAAAGCCAGCGACAGGCAGAGAAAGAAAGGGAUCAGGAUCGAGAACAAACGCGAAAAACGACUUUUAUUGAGUUCACUCGACAUUGUCACAACCUGUUUUCGCGGCCUUUGAGAGCCGAAGAUCCGUCUCGCUCUACUACGGGGAAGAUACCAGCGCCCACUGGCAAACGUUGCCCGCUACGACUUCGCCCGUGGACUGAUUGCGAAACCAGGCAGCAAGAAAUCUACCGCUCUGUUUGCAACUAUUUAGAGCCACCGGGGCAAGAUGCUGAGCAGCUCUUCCUUUCGCGCCACGUGCUAGAGGGCUUCGGAAAAGAACUCAGGAGACCUAUAAGCAGUGAACAAGAUUUGGAGAGCUAUGAACGAUUUGGUGUGGAAAAUCAUGUUCGUGACAUUAUCGCAGCGCUCUGCGAGAAACCUGCCGCUCGACACGAGUUCCACUUGAGUGACGGAGUCAGAUUUGACAACCACGCAAACGCCCUUGAUCCUCAAGUUGAAUCAUCACAACCGAGAGAAUUGUCGACCUCGCGGCCUUCCAGACCGGAUCAAUUUUGCAUACGCCGUGGACCUUCAAAAACUAUCCUUACAACGGUUGAGUACAAACCUCCUCAUAAACUAAGCGUCGAAAAUAUUCGCUCCGGGUUGCGACCGAUGGAAUUCUGGGACGAGGUGGUCGCGCCCGAUUCCAUCCCUACGCAAGAACCUGAGAAACUGAGAUAUAAUGCAGCCCGGCUCACGGGCUCGGUGCUAGCUCAAGAGUUCCAUGUGAUGAUCCAAGAAGGGCUCGAAUACUCCUACUUGACGAAUGGAUUGGCGGUGGUUCUGCUGCGAGUCCCUUAUAAUGACCCGACAACUUUAUACUACCACCUCUGCGAGCCCAACAUGGAAGUGAACCCUGAGAAUGAUCAAAGCCUUCGGCAGCCGGCAACAAGUAUUGCCCGUGUGCUAUGCCUCUGUCUUAUGAGCUUUGGUUCAAGUUUGCGUGACCAGAAUUGGCGAAAUCACGCGAAGGAUCUACUUCCAGUAUGGAAGACGAGUUUUGACCACGAGCGUUCCAAAAUCCCAGAUGCGGAACUGCGACGGAUCCCUCCAGAUGCACAAAAUACUCCCUCAGUAUCUACGAGCUCCGAAGGUUCCGUUUCAGUGUUUUUACCGUCGUCCCCUCUCGAAUCCCCUACAGGGGGACGUCGACCGCCAACUCGAUCUCGAACUCAAUGUGCACCCUCGGCUCUAGUCUUACGCAAUGACCCUUCCGAUUCUGAUGAGGAUUCGGCGCUUAGAGGGCAGAAGCGUCGCUUCAGUCGAGUCACCUCGUCUCCGUUGUCCCCAUCCGUGCAACGACCGGCACGCCAGACAGGCUCCGGACAUGCCCAUAACGGUCAAAAGCAGCAUCAUCAGGCGGAGUUUUGUACUCAGCGAUGUCUACUCGGUCUGCAAGAGGGGAGUCCACUAGACGAGUACUGCCCGAAUGUAACAUUCCACCGGAAGGGAGGAAACGGCAAUCGACACCUCAUCAACACCGAGAUAUUGGUUCAACGGAUUAAACAGCAACUGGAUGAAGAUAUCGAUGAUUGUACACCCAUGGGAGGCUGUGGAGCAUCUGGGGCGCCGUUCAAAAUCACCUGUGCAACGUAUGGCUAUACAGUCGUCGGUAAAGGAACUACUUCUUAUCUCUGGAACGAGGUAUCACGCGAAGCAGACAUCUAUCGUAUCCUUUCGCGAGUGCAGGGUUCGGUGGUUCCGGUGUUCCUCGGAGCGAUCGACUUGGCUAAGAUCUACUUCUUGCAUGGAGCCGGAGAGAUUCGACAUAUGCUACUCAUCGCGUGGGCAGGAAGGCCGAUCAGCGAAUCCGAAGCAAGAAGCUCUCACAUCUCUAAUUCUAUUUCGAAGUCUAUAAACAAGCUUCGCUCAUUGGGAGUAUCACAUCAGGAUCUUCGACUGGAUAAUUUGCUGUGGAACGAUGAGCUAAGCCGGGUUUUAAUCAUUGACUUCCAUCGUUCGGUGUUGGACCCUCAAUUGAGAAAUAAGCGGAUGAGGCUACCUAGAAAGAUCUCUUGCGAAACAGAUACACGUAAGCGGAAGCGACCUCGUCUAGUGUGA